Molecule: messenger RNA, 1202 nt
Organism: Schistosoma margrebowiei
Lineage: Eukaryota; Metazoa; Platyhelminthes; Trematoda; Strigeidida; Schistosomatidae
Source: the annotation of a GenBank genome assembly
CUGAAAUGGAAAAGUUAGAAAUUCAUUCAACUUCUGAAGCUUUUGAGGAUUAUUUCGAAAGGUUCGAAAUCUGGGUCAUGACCAAAGAAGAUGAUGAGGAUGUUAAUAUUGUGGCAUAUUUCCUCACAUUCAUCGGUAAAGAAGCAUACAGUUUAUUAAGAACUCUGGCUAUGCCGGAAAAACCCAUUUCGCUUCCUUAUACAACUCUCAAGGAAUUACUACUGGACUAUGUCAAGUAUGCAAAUUUUGAUUGCAGUAAAGAAGGGGAAUUUCCUAAAAUGAUUCAUCAGGACAUCAAAAAUUCUACUACCUCACGUUAUCCUAAUCCAGUGCAUAUUCAAGGAUAUGCAAAUAAUUCAUUGCGGGGUUGCAGUGCGUUUCACGAAGAUGGGCACAAGUUUGUUCAGUGUUUGUCCUGUGGCAAGUUCCAUGCCUUUAAUUCAUAUAAAUUUCGUAAUUCUAAAUGCUUGAAAUGUGAUGUUAUUGGAUAUAUUCAGUCAGUCUGCAAUACUAAUGUUCAUCUUAUUGCAACUAAUAUUAAGUCUUGUAAUUCUGAUUCUACUGAGUCGAGUAUUUAUAAUGAUGAUUUAUCUUUAUCAACGAUUGCAAUAUACAGUGUAGAGUCACAAAACAGUUCAGAGUUAAAUCAAAUUCAGAAUUCUUGCGAAACAACAGUUUCUAACCAAUCGAUUUAUCAGAAUUCUCGUGCUAUUGUACCAGGUAUGGCUUUUCCUAAUGAUUCACAUAUUUCUGAUGAAAUUUCUUACAAAUCUGAGGAAAAUAUGUUAAAUGAACCUAUUCAUUAUCAAAAACCUGAGGCAGUCAUGAUAGAUGCUAAUUUUUCUAAUGAUCCAUUGCUCUGCAAUGACAUUCUUAGUCAAUUUCAUGAAAAUAUUUCAGAAGAAUCAAAUCCUGAUAUCAUAUGUAUUACCUAUCCUCAUAAUGCAUUUGCUCCUUGUGAAAAACUUGUUCAAUGCAAAGCACGAAUACUAAAUGAGCUCGGUUUUGAUUACAAUUCUGAUGAUUUCAUAUCAACUAUUGUUCAUCCUUAUCACAAAAACACUUCCAAUGUUUACUCUAAUCAAUGUGAGAAAUAUGUUUUAGAUGAAGCCACAUUAUUCAUAACUUGGGAAUAUAAUACCCAACAUUAUUUCGUGGUGGGGGUAGCGUUGAAAAAUCUAUGGUUCCAAUUCGACAUAUGA